Clupea harengus (Atlantic herring) is the source of this 2398-nucleotide messenger RNA. RefSeq names its product prolyl 3-hydroxylase family member 4 (inactive) (gene p3h4). The record is from RefSeq and is a predicted model, not a curated record. Gene Ontology annotation, cellular component: endoplasmic reticulum. Gene Ontology annotation, molecular function: protein binding; collagen binding. NCBI's taxonomy places the organism in Eukaryota, Metazoa, Chordata, Actinopteri, Clupeiformes, Clupeidae. Gene Ontology annotation, biological process: peptidyl-lysine hydroxylation; collagen fibril organization.
CUGCCCGAAACCAUGAAUUAAAAUAUAACGUAGGCCUGUGCUCCUGUUUACAACGUCUUUUUAAGACAUUCAAACUGGUUUCGUAUGCUACAUUGGGCUUUGGGCAAUGGAAGAAAUAACUGUAUACGAAUUAGUUUAUUCAGUAGGUUAUGUGUAGGUAAAUGUCUAUUCGUGUCUACACAUCUGGCUGACAGGGCCCCACCAUCCAAGUAUUUGCCUAGUGCCCCUCGAUGGCUGCAGGGUCCUAUAAAGACCAGAUUAGUCCUUAGUUUGCACGCCUUUAUGUUCCAAACAAAUCGUUCUUUAUUUUGUUAACUAAAAUACAUUUACAUAAAAAAGAAGUGAAGGUAGUUCGUUUAGUAUCCUUAAAUCGUAUUAGUCAAUGUAUUGGUAUAUUUAGGUUACCUACAUGAGGGGUGAAGGCUAUCACUUUUUUUCUCCUAAGGAUAAGGUCAGGUUUUUCAUUCCAUGUUUCAGUCUCAACAUGUCAGGUUCCUGAGGGUGGACUUGAAUUAACGGAUUUAACUGGCCGUACAAAAAGCGCCCAGAGCGCUGGCGCUCAGGCACAAACUAGCCUACUCCUCCGUUGCCCUGCUGUUAAUGGGACAGACGAAUAGGGACAGACGAAUACAACUCUAGGCCUUAAAUGUUGUCAGUCACAGUGCUUCAACCAAAAUAAUUCAGGGGGGGGGGGGGUAUCGCCAGACCCGAGCUUCGUCAGGCUUAUACACAAAUAAAGAGUAGCUUGCAGGGAAGUUUUUAUUACGUGGUAGUUAGACGGCGUUAAGACCCAGGGAAACAUUUCAACCCCCAAAUCAUCACAGCCGCCCGACUCCUGUUAAAACUGAAGAAAGAUCCAGUAGACUUUUCCGUCCCCUCCUCCCGACCCAUUCACAUCGGGCCAAGGCGCUGCAUACGUGCAGACGGACAUGAACCCCUACAACUAAAACCUGGAUAGUUGGCUACAAAAGGCUAUUUUUAAUGGUCGGGGGAAAGGACAGUCGAGGAGCUAACCUGUAACCGAUAACAUGGCCUCUCAGACCCACAGGUCAAGAGAAAUCUUUCUAUCUGUUUGCUUAUGGACGGUUUUAAUUGCUUCGGUACCGGUCCAAGCCCAAUAUGAGAAGUACAGCUUUAAGAGUUUUCCACAGUCGGAUUUGAUGCCACUGGAGUCGGCAUAUGGAUACGCACUGGACCAGUAUGGCGUUCAGAACUGGAAGGAGAGUAUAAAGUAUCUGGAAUUAAGUUUACGGCUGCACAGACUUCUGAAGGACAGCGAGGCUUUCUGUAGCCAAAACUGCAGUCAGGUCAGCAGGGACCAUGACGAGCUCUUUCAGGAUACCAGUCUUCGGAUAAUGCGCCACUUUCUUUUGCGGGCAUCCUGCCUGAAAGACUGCAAGAAGAACUUCCCGGUGUUUUCAGUAGCUUAUCCAAAGAGAGAGACCCUAGAUGCUUUCGAAAGAAGGGAGCCAUACCGGUACAUGCAGUAUGGGUUUUUCCAGUUGAAUUACCUGGAGAAGGCGGUGUCAGCCUCUCACACGUUCCUGCAGAGGAACCCUGGGGACCCUCUUCUCGCCAAGAACAUGAACUACUACAAGAGCCUCUUCGAUGUGGAGGAGUACCUCAUCGACCAUGAAGAGAAACUCUACGAGGGUGCCUUUUUAAAAGCUGUGAAGUUGUUCAACACUGGGGAUUUCAGUACCAGUGCGUUGAACAUGGAGCAGGCAGCCACCGAGUAUUUCAAGACCUUUGACCUCUGCCAAGCGGCCUGUGAGGGGUCAUACGAGGUCACGGAGUUCAAGGAUUUCUACCCCACCUUGGCAGAUCUGUACGUGGAUAUGUUGAAGUGCAAGGUGAAGUGUGAGGGCAAUCUCACACCCAACGUCGGGGGCUUUUUUGUCGAGAAGUUUGUCGCCACCAUGUAUCACUACAUGCAGUUUGCCUAUUAUAAAUUGAAUGACGUGCGCAGUGCAGCUCCAUGUGCUGCCAGCUACAUGCUCUUUGACCCUUCUGAUGAAGUGAUGCAGAAGAAUAUGGUCUACUACAAGUUCUACAGAGAGCAGUGGGGCCUGGAGGAAGACCACUUUAAACCACGGCCAGAGGCUGUACGGUACUUCAAUCAGACAACCAAACAGAAGGAAAUGCUGGCGUUCGCACAAAACUAUCUGCAGACAGACGACGAGGACCUAGUGAGCCCAGAGGAGCAGGUGUCUGGGCCUCCGUCCCCACCUGAUGAGGAGUUUGAGGGGAUGGGGGAUUACGAGGAGUCCUUCAUGGCCGAGUGGUGGCAGGAGCCCAAAACAAAAGGGGACAAUGGGGAGACAGAAGCGUAGCACCAACACACACACACACACACACACACACACACACACACACACACACACACACACACACACAC